GCGACAUUUUGACAUACGUAACACAAGCAAAUUUUCCUAAAAACCGCUGUAAAUUGAUAUCACGUAUCUCGGCCAGAGAGGUGUCGAGAUCUACGUGUCGAGAUGCUCUCAUGGGCAGCGAUCAUGGUGCUAGAGCGGCUCAGGUCCAUGUACUAACGGUAGUUCAUUCAAUAAUUUCCUUCAGCGGUUAUCACGACGCGCGCGAGUAUAAAUUAACGAGUGCAAACAAAAUGGGAUAUAAGUGCUGGCCUACAAAUACCUGGGCAGACAAUUUGACAAAAGUUUGAUGAACAUUCAUGCAAACCAAAAAUCUAGGCAUUUUUUGCUGUGAUAAAGAAGUGUGUAAUCAAGUGAGCGUCGUUUUGUUUGUAAUCUGACUCGUGAAUCAAGAUUAUAAACAACCUCAAGCAAUUUUGGUUAGUCGAAUGCAAUUUGUUGCUUUUUUAGAAACUUUUAACACAUUUGUGUUGUGUGUUCGUGUUCGAAAAUCCAAUUUUGAUUGAGCGUGGGUGGUGGACGAAUUAUCAACAGCUUAAGUUGAGCGCGGUUCAUGCUCGCACGUCUAGCCCAGUGGUCUGGUCUAGUUCGGCGCUUCCCCCGUCUUUCGAAGCGCUUCGAGGCGUCGUCAGUCGUCGCUCGGCGAAAACAGCUGCUGCUCAGUUCAGUUGCUUCAGUGUUUGGCGGACGGUCGAUCGAUAAUUCGCAUGUGCGCGACAACGGAGGCGUGGUAAAUAAUUAUUUUACAUAAAUAACUCAAUCAUCACAAAGCGCAACGCUACAUUGCAACAAAACAAUUUGUUUAUUUCCAUCACCUGGGGGAGAAAAACAACCGAAAACAUCCACAACCAGUGCUUUACAACUUGUUACAACUUGUUGAUUUUCAGUUUGGGUGAAAACAAUCAACACACAAGUCAUCAGCACGCAGAGAAAAGAAAAUUCGUCAAAAAAUUCAUUAUUUGAUUAAAAUUUAAAAUUAAAAAAUAAUUCGUGUAAUGAAUAACCAGUGAAGUGUGUCAUUGUGUGAAAUUGGCCGGGCGAUGCACCGGUGAGCGCGCGUCCGGGCACCGAACGACGACGAUGAGCAGUUGGGCGGCAAGAAUGCAUCGGCGCGCCGCCACGUUCGGCAAUGUGGUCACGUCGUGCGGCCACCCGUCCGGGCCCUACCCGCGCCGCCUUGACAAAGUCAAAUUUGGCGUGCCCCUCGAGGAGGUCUGCAAGAACGAUAUACCCGCGCCGCUGCUGGUGUUGAUAUUAAAGCUUAACAAAGAAGCGCCGUACAGAAAAGAUGUCUUCCGCGCACCGGGCAACCAGGGCGCCAUGAAGAAGCUCACGCACUUCCUGCAGACCGGCCGACUCAUCAAUAUGGAGAAUUUUAGUGUCUACACCAUUGCCAGCGUUCUCAAAAAGUUUCUGCGCAAGAUACCCGGUGGUGUUUUCGGUAGAGAUAUCGAGCAUCAGUUUUUCGACAUCAUCGAGAUGAGUGACGUGCAGAAACAACGCGAUGAUAUUCACAGAAUAAUUGCAUCACUUCCAGUCUACACCCAAAGAUUAUUAGUGCUGUUAUUUGGCACAUUUCGAGUGAUUUCCGCGAAUAGUGAUCGCGCCGCCACAGGAAUGACGAGCGAAGCGUUAGGAGUGAGCGUGGCGCCCAGCUUCUUUCAUACCUGCGUCAGUGAUGGCAAAACUGCUAAAAUGGAAGACGUGAUGCGGUUCAAGGCCGAAGUGAAUGUCGCCACACGAGUGAUGAAACACCUUAUUGAAGAGUUUGCCACAUCGGACCUCUUCGGACGCGAGAAUUACGAGUUUUACGCACGUGUUACCGGACGAGUCCUGCGCGUGCAGGGCGAAUGGAUCUGCUCGUUCCAGUAUCCCCCUUCAGCGAACAAGAAUCAAAUGUUUGGCAAUCACCUGAGCGCACUGGAGCAGUACUACUUCCUAGGGCAGAUAUCAAUGGAGGUUGAAAAGACCUGGUUGCAAUGCGAAAGCGACCGGUGGCGCACAAAGUACCGACUCGAAGCGAUGGCGCAGGACGAGUCACAGUCGACACCCGCGCUGGUGGAAACAGGACUACCGACCACGUCGGUUAGCUCCACCAGUCUGGGUAUGAUUGCCGAGCAUUCUCUUCUUGAGUCCUGCACGAGACUUUCCAUUUCCUUAGAGCAAAACGGAUUUUUCCAGGGUAAUAGCACUUCGUCCAGUGCCAGUCAUUCCUCUAAAACAAGCCAAAGCCAUUCAGGGCCGCACAUGACUCUUGAUGAGCUGCGAGAUGUCAAUCGCUAUGCAGAAAGCACUCGCAGUUUGAGUUAUCUUCCAGAGGUGCAUGAACGGCAAACUGAACGCAUGAAAACGCGCUCGCAAUGGUUCCUAGCGCCUUCGGUGGAAUGCACCAGUUGUGGCGGUUCUUUGGAUAUUCCAUUGGAUGAAAGCGACAUGUCUGCACUUACCAGUGCUCUUUUACGCAAAUCAUCUUCAGGAACCAUUGUUGGUGCAGUUGGGCUGUCAUUAAGUGCAGAAUCAGUACAAAAACGGCCAAGCAUUCGUCGCUCCAACUCGCGCGACAAACGCUCCUACUUGCACCGAUCCACAAGCCGACGAGCGAAAGUAACCAGUUCACGUUCAAAUAGUUUUAAAGGACGCGAAUUGAAAGCGACGAACUCACGUUCCGGCAGCUUCAAACUCAAGUACGAAAACAUACCGCGAUCGUGUUCAUUCAAAAGCAAAGCGGAGUUGUGUUCAUGCCCUUCAGACGCUGGCAGCGGUGCGCCUGAUGUGAACAACGUCGGCGGUCAAGCGCUGGACACUGGCGUCAAGACCGUACCGGAGACGAUACACGUUACACUCACCUACAAGCCGCGAAUUUGAAUACACAACACAUAAUAACACAAAAAAAGAAAACGCUUAUUACAAAGACAACAACAACUUAACUUGUGAGUGCCAACGAUUUAUUCAUAUACAAUACUUGUAUUUUUAUAUUCUAUACAAACAAACACGAAACCAAAUUGAGAAACAACGCGCGCACGCGCUGCGCGCUUUUUUGUUCAACGUUUUAUAUUUUAAACUUAUUAAAAUUAUUGAUAUGAUAGUGUGUAAUGUGAAGAUGAGCGGAUGCGUGUUAUUAUUAAUGUUUAAUAACUUUAUAUGUGACGAUAUGAUGAUGCAAGAACGGAUGAGAGACUAGAUUGUAUAAGAUUGACCAAUGAUUUUAAUAUUUGGAUGAAAUGUACAUCUUGAGUCAUUCCUCGAACCGUUUUUAUUUUGUAUUUGUAUGUAAACAUCACCGCGUUUGUAUUCGUACCUUUUAGUUAAUUUUAAUCUACUGCUUAGAGAAGAUUCGCUGUGUAAUUAUGAAAUUUACGUGCACAUUACUUUGUUCAAUUCGAUUUUCUAAUUUAAAUGUACAACACUCAAAUCAUGACUGGAACAUUCGCUAUUUACUACAGGGUAACUGUUUGCAAAAAAAAUGAAAACGUAGUGUUAAAUGUGCUGACGUUAGGAAAUGUUUUUCUUGUGCAUUUAUACUCGCUAACGAUGUAAGACGCGACAAAUCUUCUAUUCAGUCAUGUUUCCAUACUUAUUUGUGUUCCAUUUUAACCAAGAGCAAUCAUAAGCUAAGUUUUAAAGACGCCGCAAACAUACUUUGUGUUAUUUAUAACGUAAUUGUAUUUUUAUCUCUUUUAAAUACGUCUCUUAAUUAUUAUCAUUGAUACUCGUAACACCAAGAUUUAUAAGUCUUUAGCACAAACAAAACUUGCAGACAAACAUUGAUUUAAUGUUGCAUUUAUAAUUCGUUCGUUUUUUAUUUUAUUUAAAUAUUCUGUGCCGAACUAUUGACGUGCGUUUUUUGGAAAAUUAAUCUUUUGAUGAAUAUUUAAUUUGUAACGUAAUUAAUGUAAUUAUUAUACUCGAAUCGACGAUAUGAGAAAAAUGCGCCAAAGAAAUCAUGAUAUAUUUAAAGUAAAUAUUGAGAUAUUUCUACAAACAUGCAAAUUGGGAAAUGUGAAGGAAUUAAAGCGAUAUUUACGUAUUAGCACGCACAUGUACACGUUUAAAAUAAAAAUGGAUCAUUAUUGA
Molecule: messenger RNA, 4071 nt
Organism: Dalotia coriaria
Lineage: Eukaryota; Metazoa; Arthropoda; Insecta; Coleoptera; Staphylinidae
Exons: 11
Coding region: 1078-2862 (594 amino acids)
Biological process (GO): signal transduction
Molecular function (GO): GTPase activator activity
Source: RefSeq, a predicted model, not a curated record